Messenger RNA from Coniophora puteana RWD-64-598 SS2, 1791 nucleotides. RefSeq lists its product as uncharacterized. The transcript has 5 exons. The coding region runs from base 1 to 1791 and encodes 596 amino acids. The record is from RefSeq and is a predicted model, not a curated record. Gene Ontology annotation, biological process: mycotoxin biosynthetic process. NCBI's taxonomy places the organism in Eukaryota, Fungi, Basidiomycota, Agaricomycetes, Boletales, Coniophoraceae. Gene Ontology annotation, molecular function: acetyltransferase activity.
AUGCCUUCUUUUUCAUUUACAGAUGCUUCUGGCUCGGCGGGCCCCUCCCCCGCACUCACCACCACUUCGAUGUCCUCCGAGGUUCCUCCUUGCCCAUCUUCGAAGGCUGACCUCGAGGUUGCGUCGACGCCCGCAUCUGGGUUCGACUACUCGCGCUUCUCAUGGCGACAGCCCUGCCCCGACGCUCCUGGCUACUUCGAGCGCGAGGCUUUCGCAGCGGAGAUGAUCCUCGAUACGUGGCACCGCUUCGCGCACGGCGAGCAGACGCUCUUCCUCGGUGUCGACCUCUCCCUCCCUUCCUCCCCUUCUCACACUCUUUCCGCUGCCGAAUUUAUCGACGCCGUCCGUUCGGCGUGGUCAGCACUGCGCUUCGACGUCCCGACGGUCGCAUCGCACACGUCCUACACGUGUGAUACGGUUCACCCGCUGGUUACCUACCAGUCUGCAGCGUCUGCGUCGGACGUCGCGACUUGGGCGAAGCGUACGGUUCGCGGCCGCGGCGACAUCCGUGGGCUCGAGACCGUGCGUACGCUCGACGAGCUGCGGUACGAGGUCGCCAAGCGUACCAUUCCCGAAAUCACGGGCGACCAGACUUUCAUCUACGUCCUCGACAAGCCUUCAUCGCCCUCUCAAGGAGGCAAGGACCGUAGUGCAGAAUACGGUCUAUUGCUGCACACGUCGCACGUCCCGUUCGACGGUGCGGGAACGAAGAUCCUCAUGACGCUCCUGCUCAGGCACCUCGCUGCUGUCUUGGACGGUAGAUGUGACCCCGAGGCGUGGCGCUCCUUGGCGUGGGGCGAGGAAGGAGCUAACUUGCUCCCGAGCGUUCCGGAUUCCCUUGGCCCUACUGAGGAGAAGAGUGGUCCAGUAUACGAGGAGACGCUGAAGGAGACGAUGAAGGAUUACGCAGAGUGGUUCCCGAGGAUGUAUGGGUUCAAACCGCGCAACAUUGGACCCGGACCUUCGAACAGGAUUUGGAGGACGUUCUCGAAAGAGAAGACUUCCCAACUCGUUCGUGCUAGUCGUGCGCAAGGCUUCACACUCAACCAACUUGCUCAUGCUGCCGUAUACGUCGUCUGCUCUAAUGACAACCCCAUCCCGAUCGAUAGCAACGGUGCCUUUGUCAACUUUGGGCUCCGGAAUAGCCGUUCUACCCUCGCACCGCCGUACAAUACCGCGGACGGCUAUCCUGGUUUCUGCCUUGGCAUUUCAGUCGUCGCCGUACCUUGUUCAGUAUUCGUCGAACUCUCUGACGAGCCUCUCCUAUUCCGAGUGGCGAGGAGAGUCAAACAGGGGUAUGUGAAGAUGAAGGAGCUCCCUUCGCUUACUGCCGUAGCCGGGGAGCAGAUGGAGAUGGUCAUGAGGCCAGCGAAGGAAGGACAGGAGUUGCCGCCACCUGCUAUGGGCCCAUGGUUCUCCGGCGAUGGUAUUGGCGAGGACUACCUGCAACCUGUCUACAGAGGUGCCCAGGGUGCCGAGGUGAUACGUGUAGAGGACUUCUUCACGUCGCUGAACAAACAGGAUCCUGGCCCGUUCUUCCGGUGCUUCACGUGGAACGGGCAUCUCCAACUUAGCGUCGACUACAAUGAAUAUGCGAUGCCGACGCCCCUCAUGCAGAGCUGGCUGGAUGAGUGGGUGGGUCACCUCGAGGGCAUUCUGCCCGCUGACAAUUCGAUGCCUGGUGAAUGCACGAUGGCCAACGAGACCAUCCUGCCCACGCAAAAUCCCAACUCGCUGUCGAUCCGAUCACUCACAAGGAAGAUCAGCAGCCUCUUCAAACGCGACUCGUAA